Messenger RNA from Cucurbitaria berberidis CBS 394.84, 1639 nucleotides. RefSeq lists its product as uncharacterized. The record is from RefSeq and is a predicted model, not a curated record. Bases 138 to 1403 code for a protein of 421 amino acids. NCBI's taxonomy places the organism in Eukaryota, Fungi, Ascomycota, Dothideomycetes, Pleosporales, Cucurbitariaceae. The transcript has 3 exons.
GGCAAUGAGGACAGCCCUUCAAAGCAAGCAUAUAAACUUCCUUAAUCUUCGUCCGUCAAUCAUCACCCAACCUUUCUUCAUAUCUGUAGCUCGAUAAAAUCCAAUUAAUCAACAACAGCUGCUACUUGCUCUCGACAAUGGAGCGUACUAGACAUACCACGCCUCUUACCACUCCAUCUCGAGCUUCAACCAUUGCUCUCGACAGCAGUGAGCGUGGGGCUCAAACGAGCCCAUCGAUGUCCAGUUCUCAGAGCUCGGAUACGGAGCGCCUUCUCAUGCAAGCCGAGAUUGAUGCUCAUACUCAUUACAAACAAGCCCCCGUCCAAGAGUUCAAACCUCUUCAGAUGCUCAUGGAGACGCCGAUAUCAAUCGAGUACGGAGAUGAUCUCACCUCCCAGCUCACUAUGCACGAAGAACUCCUCCGUUGUCAUAGCAAGUCCUUCGACCAACUGUGCGGCAAGGCUAAGGCUCUCCGAGAACAAUAUGCCCAGGCGGAUAUCCUUAUGCAGAGUUUGGCGAAAUUUGUGUUCCCGGAAGUCACUAUCAAGCAGUUUGAGAGCGCUGCUAUGGAGGGAAAGGUAAUCCCUCUGAUCCUCCAGAUUGCCAAUAGUCAUCCCCUCCAGGAGUACCACAACAACAUCAAGAAAGUCAUCGACGUAGCUGUGGAGAAUCAGUUCACACUGAAAAACAGCAAAGUCCCUCAAUCAACUGGAGGAGUCUCCAAGAAGAGGGAUAGUAAGGACACGAGUUGCGAUAUGAGUCUCAGAGGACGUAUACCUCUGCUCAAUUCGCGAGGCGUACAGACAGUGGCUGAGAGAUUAUAUGCCGCGCUCCACAGGAUGAAAAGGGCAGAGGCAGGGAUGGCGAAGGAGGAUCCGGUGAGGGCUGUCGCCCAGCGAAGGAUACUCUUGCCCGGCAUCCAGGACACCACCGUUCGCCUGUUCGUUCAGUGGGUCUAUCAAGGAUCGCUGUACUACGAAGAUGCGGAGCAGCUGUACGCUCUCCUGAAUCUGGCCACUAGCUUAGGCGCGGAUGUGCUUGCAGAAAUGUGUCUCAGCAAGCUUACGACCGCUGCAACCGAUAGUAUCACGACUGCCCUGACCGAUGGUAUUCCCCUCCAAACAUUGAUUGCAUACGGCUCAGGCAACAAGGACAACGUCCUGGAGGUCAUCUUCAUUAACGUGUUCAAGGACGAGAACCCACCAAAGAGACUCCUGAAGCUUGUGAUCGACACUUUAGCCAAGAGCCUCGAUAUGGCGCUAUGGGCUCAGAUUAAGGAUUUGAUUGGCCACAAAAUGGCUCUGGACCUCAUCGAAGCCAUGGUCGUUCGGAAGCAGGUCAAGACCGAGCAGUUCUACCAGACGAGCAUGAAAUCAGAGAGCGACGUCACGACUCCCGAGUAGUCGCUCUUCAUCACUAACGAGAAGCGCUGAGUACCCGCAUCGGCAAAGUAUUUUGAUGGAAUGUGCAUGGGCCCCGAUUGAUUCUAGACAUGCGUGAAGGGAUUUGGAGUCUUGACGCCACGACAACGAUCUGCACGACCUUGGUUUUUACGGCGAACAGCGAUCCAUUGCAUCACUCUAUGGAAGAGUUUAUUUUCAUUUCUACUGAUUUUCUGCAUAUUAUUAUUGGCCUGGGG